Molecule: messenger RNA, 1700 nt
Organism: Helianthus annuus (common sunflower)
Lineage: Eukaryota; Viridiplantae; Streptophyta; Magnoliopsida; Asterales; Asteraceae
Exons: 13
Coding region: 182-1276 (364 amino acids)
Biological process (GO): regulation of mitotic spindle organization; activation of protein kinase activity; mitotic spindle assembly
Cellular component (GO): nuclear microtubule; mitotic spindle
Molecular function (GO): protein kinase activator activity; microtubule binding
Source: RefSeq, a predicted model, not a curated record
GUAUCGUUCGAAAAAUUCGCCGACCAACCAACCAUCUCUUCUAAUAAUAUCCUCCUUCCUUCCUUCCUUCCGGUCUCUCUCUCUCUUUCUCUCUGAUUUGACGACAAAGCCUCCCUGCCUACCUUCCGAUGGCUUAAUCUGCAGGCUUCCUCUCCGUCAAUAAAAUUUCCUCUGAAUUGAUAUGGAAAUUGUGGAGGAUUUGGUUGCAGAUGACGCCGCCCAUGAUUUUGAUUCCGAUUACGAGUUUGAUGCUUCUCAUUUCUGUGAUUUUUUGAAAGAGGAGACGAUUGCAGAGGCUCAACAGGCUGAGAGCUGGUUCCGAUUCGCUCAUGAGUAUCCGCCUUCUCCCUUUCUUGUGAAGUUAAAAUUUAUGAAGGCAGCCGAAACCGAUCCGAACAAAACCAGCUCCAGUAAAUUAGAAGCUAAUAAAAAUACCACUACAUCCAUCAUUUUGGAUGGCGACAUCGAUCAUAAAGCUGCCUCAAGAGAGAUGAAAAUCAAAGGUGUGAAGCAUCAUAAUCAUAUUCCUCAAGAUAAUAAAAAGGCUAAACCAAAGUCCACAGUCAACUUAUCUAAACCAAGUGGUUCAUCGUUCAUGAAACCUACUGCUAGUCAUUUGGCAAAGCAGAAUAAAGAAUGUGACAUACAUUCAGGCGGCUUUGGAAGGUUGCAGAAGCCAUUAGUUAGUGCAGUUGAAAAGCUACGAUCUCCUAUCAGAAUUCAAAAUCAAACCACCAAAAGACAGAAGCUAGAAAUUGGUUAUUUGCGUAAGGCUGCACAAUUGAAGCACCGGGCUUCAUUUUUGCACAAAACAUCCAAGAAGGCUGUACAACUGGAAAGCAGCUCAACUUCUAAAGUUAAACCCACUAUUCCCAAAAAGCCUGCAUUGGUAACCGAAGAGCGAGCUCAAACGCGCAUGUCCCAGAAUAAAUCUGAAUCCCUUCAUGGCCCACCGAACCGAAAAAUUCUUGAUGCUCCUAAAUUGGCCCAACAUCAGAAAAACAUGACUCGGUCAAAUGACAAGGUGCAUCCAAUUAAAGAUGGCGGAUUUAAACUAAAUUCAAAACAAAACUCUCAUCUACCACCAACAGAAUUAUUCAAAAAGCUCUCUUUGAAAUCUGAACCCGAGACAAAAGUUACAUCGUCGUUAAAACAAACUCAUUUAACGAAGGGGCUGAAGGAGAAUGUUCCUGAUUACCAGCAGGAAUUUCGGAGAUGUGUCGGGAAGCCAAAUCAUUAUGGAACCGAUUCAAGGAUCACCGAAGUUAAAAUAUAGCCCUACAUUAACAGGAGCUCGAGUUUUAAUUGGUGGAGAAGAAAGACAUGCGGCGAGGAAAUAUUUUUCUGUAUUUUGACUUCCAAAUAUAAAGGAAAAAGUAAAACACUAACAGCACAUAUAGCGGAAGCUUUAAUCACAUAUAGCGGAAGCUUUAAUCACAUAUAGAAUAUCAAACCAAAGGAGAGAGAUUCUUGAAGCGGCUCAUCCCAUCUGGCCAGCAACGGUUCGAUUCUUAUUCAUCGAUAAAUAUGUAAUAAAUGCCGUUUAUAUUCAUGUAUAUCUUUUCAAAAAUCACUGCUUUGACAUUUCAAAUGAAAAAAAUGUUCUAUACAGAUUAUACUAUAGUGGAAUCCUAUUGAAUAUAUUUGUUUGUGGCAUGUAACAUUUAAGAUGUUUCUUAUAAUUCACUUUGAAUUCAUUA